Messenger RNA from Ornithorhynchus anatinus (platypus), 2894 nucleotides. It is a transcript of the gene NAGPA, whose product is annotated as N-acetylglucosamine-1-phosphodiester alpha-N-acetylglucosaminidase. Lineage: Eukaryota; Metazoa; Chordata; Mammalia; Monotremata; Ornithorhynchidae. The transcript is spliced from 11 exons. The record is from RefSeq and is a predicted model, not a curated record. The coding region runs from base 3 to 1739 and encodes 578 amino acids.
AGAUGGCGGCCGCCUCCGUCGCCUUGCUGCUGAGCUGCUUCUUGGCGGCGGGCGGCGGGUUCGGAUUCCGGCCCCGCGGAGGAGCCUCCCUGGACGACGACCUGCUCCUGCCUUACCCUCGGGCGCGGCCCCGGGAGCCCAGGGACUGUCGGCCCGUCCGCAACGGGAGUCGUCCCCACGAGACCUGGCCGCCGGGUCCCCCCGACUCCGCCGCCCACGGCCUGGUGGUCCACAGUUUCGUCUCCUACUUCCCCGCCGUGGAGAAUGGGUGGAAGCGGGCGGUGUCCGGACAUUUGACGGUGGCGACUGCGCCGCUGCGGAGCUUCUCGGUGUUGGAGCCCGGGGGUCCCGGGGGCUGCGCCGCCGGCCGCCGCCGGCCCGUGGAGGACACGGCCCGGGCCGCUGGCUGCCUCGUCGCCCAAAACGGAGGCUUCUUCCGCAUGGAGACGGGCGAGUGUCUGGGGAACUUGGUGAGCGACGGGCGGCGCGUUGGCGACGCGGGGGGGCUGCAGAACGCGCAGUUCGGGAUCCGCCGGGACGGGACCUUGGUCACCGGAUAUUUGACGGAGGAGGAGGUGCUGGACGAGGAGAAUCCGUUUGUGCAGCUGGUGAGCGGGGUGGUGUGGCUGCUGCGGGCCGGACGCAGCUAUGUCAACGAAAGUCAGGAGUUGGAGUGUGACAAGACCCAGGAGACGGGGACGUUUUCCAAGUUUGUAAACGUGGUGUCAGCCAGGACAGCCCUGGGACACGACAAGGAGGGGCGGUUGGUGCUGUUCCACGCGGAUGGGCAGACGGACCGCAGGGGCAUUAACCUGUGGGAGAUGGCCGAGUUCCUGAAGGAGCAGGGAGUGGUGAAUGCCAUCAACCUGGACGGAGGAGGGUCAGCCACGUUUGUUGUCAAUGGGACCCUGGCCAGCUACCCGUCCGAUCACUGCCGAGAGAACGGCAUGUGGCGCUGCCCCCGCUCUGUCUCCACCGUGGUGUGCCUGCACGAGCCCCGCUGCGAGCCACCCGACUGCAGCGGCCAUGGGAACUGCAUCCAGGGCACCUGCCACUGCACCGGGGCCUUCUGGAGCGGCCCCAGCUGCAACGUGCUGGACUGUGGCCCCUCCAACUGCAGCCUGCACGGGCUGUGCAGUGACACUGGCUGUCUCUGUGACGCAGGUUGGAUGGGCAGUAACUGCAGCGAAGCCUGCGUCCCUGGCUUCUUCGGGAAUGGCUGCACCCAGCAGUGUCGGUGUCAGAAUGGAGCCACGUGCGACCCCGUGCAUGGGACCUGUGCCUGCCCCGCUGGCUUCCACGGAGACAUCUGCACCCAGACAUGUCCCCUGGGCUGGUAUGGUCCCAACUGCCAGCAGCAGUGUGAGUGUGAGAACACGUGUCCCUGUGAUCCAGAGACCGGCAGCUGCAACCUUACUCAGUCUUCCGCUGUCCACGAGGUGCUUUCAAGAGCUGGUCAGUGUCUGGCUCCCUCCCUGAGGAGAGAUGACCCUCACAUCACUGAGGCUGCCUGGCUCUCCCUCACGGUGGCUCUGGCCCUACUCCUGGCGAUCAGUGCUGCGGUCAAUGUCAAGCUGGCUCUAGGCCCCAGAACCACCCUGAUGCGGCGCCUGGAUAGGCAAUACACGUACGUGCCCCUGCAGGAAACCAACGGAGAACUUCCGCCACCACCGCCAGAGAAGGAGCAGUCGGGAGAAACGCAGGAAUCCAGUCAGCCUGAGAUGGUGGCUCUGCUUUAGGGUCAUGUGGAGCCGGUCACCUGUCACCCAGGUGGCUUUCGGGCUGCCUCAAAGGGGUUCCGGGGAAGGCAGGGACCCAGCCCAGGUACAGCUCCGCUGCCCGGGCCCGUUUUGGAGGGGCUGUGCGUUCAUCCCUCAGCCUUCUGGGAGCGCUCACACACAUGCAAACACGCACACCCAUUUCCCCCCUGGCCCAGUCUGCCUGGAGCAGUCUCUCACACGCACACAUGCACACACAAACACACACGCACACACACUUCCCUCUCCCCGCAGUCUGCCAGGAGCGCACAUGCGUAGACAUGCACACACCCGCACCCUAAUCUGCCUGGAGUUCACACAUAUCCUUUCUUCCCCCACCCCAGUCUGCCAGGAGCACACUCACACUCAUACACCCACACACCACCCCGACUCGCCUCUCUCUCCCUCACUAGUCUGCCAGGAGCACGCGCACACUCAUGCACACACAUACCCACACCCCAGUCUGCCUGGAGUUCACACACAUCCCCUUAUCCCCCUUACCCUCCCCCAGUCUCCCAGAGCGUGCGCGCACACACACACAUGCCCCACCCUGCCUCACCUCCUUCUCCCCUCCUAGACAGGAGCGCGCACACGUGCUUGCAUUCACACAUCCACACCGCUAUCAGCCUGGCGUUCACAUACAUCCACUCUUCCCCCUUGCCCUUCCCCAGUCUGCCAGAAGCGCACAUACACACACACACACAUUCCCAUGGAAUAAAAGCUCCCCCAACAAGCCUUAGCCUACCUGGGCUGGAGCAUUGGCAGGCCUCCAUAUCUUCAGGAUCAGGGGGCCCCAAGCCCAAAAAGAAAGGGAAGGAACCCUCCAGCUUCAGCCCCAGCCGGGUUCUGGAACCCCCGUGCUCAGGUCCUGGGCGGUGCCCUAUCAUGGGAUCAGGUGAGGGUCUCCGCCAUCUUCUAGUUUGCGCUGGACCAGGACUCGGAGGGUGAGGCUGGGGCUCCCUGCAGCUCCCUUCUGGGAGACCUCACCCUUUUGUGCUGAGUCCAGACCUCUGGAGGCGUUGCCUCCUUCAAAGCCAAAGGGAUGAAUUGGUGGUUCUGCUAUGUUUACAGUACAGUCUAUUUUGUUACCUUUUGGGAAGGUAUUUCUGAAAUUUGAAUAAAUUAAUUUCCCAAAUG